UCCCUACUCCGACCUUCCUAGCGCACCCAAACAGUGGUCCAAAGAACCCGAAGUUUCUCGCUCUCCUUCCUCGCAGGCCCACCCACCUCGAUCCGCCCACACAAAGCACGCACACCGCCUCCCGAAUUGAUCCCCCAAUAAAACGCGCCCUCUCCACGUCUCCGCCACCACCGCCAUUCCACCGCGAGUACGCCGCCAUGGACACCGCCGCCGCCUCCCUCUUCGCCCCGGCCGCAGCCGCCAAGCCCCGCCACGUGCUCCGUCCCCUCCAUGUUCCCCGCGGCAUCCUCCCUCCCCGCUCCCACACCCGCGGACCCCUCGCCGUCCGCUGCGCCCACUCCCGAGCCCCUCCCCCGCCCCCGCCCCUCCCGCGCGCCGACGGACCCGAGGCCGCCGCCGGCUCGCACCCGCGGCUUCGCCUGCGCCGGCUCGCCGAGGAGUUCCGCGCGCUCCCGUCGGACGCGGACCGCGCGCGCCGGCUCCUCUCCCUCGCGUCCGCGCUCCCGCGGCUCCCGGAGCCCGACCGCGCCCCGGGCAACCGCGUCAUGGGCUGCGUCGCGCGGGUGUGGCUCGCCGCCCGCUGCGGCGGCGGCGGCCGGAUGCGCUUCGCGGCCGACUCCGACUCGGAGCUCUCGCGCGGGUACUGCGCCUGCCUCGUCGCCGCGCUCGACGGGGCCACGCCCGAGGAGGUGCUUGCCGUCGACCCCGCCGACCCCGGCCUCGCGCCGCUCGGGGCCGGGAUGGCGGCGGCGCGGUCGCGAGCCAGCACCUGGCACAACGUGCUCGUCGCCAUGCAGAAGCGGGCGCGGGCGGUCAUCGCCGCGCGCGAGGGCAGGCACCCCGGGGAGCCGUUCCCGUCGCUCGUCAUCGCGCGCGACGGCGCCGUGCGCGCGCACGGGAGCUACGCCGAGGCCCAGGCAAUGUUUUUAUCUCCUGAUGAGUCCAAGAUUUCAGACCUUGUGAAUAUCCUUAUGGAGAAAAAAAUUGGUGUUGUUGCACACUUUUAUAUGGAUCCUGAGGUGCAAGGCAUGCUCACUGCUGCAAAGAAACAGUGGCCCCACAUCCAUAUAUCAGAUUCCUUGGUAAUGGCAGAUAGCGCUGUUAAAAUGGCUGAAGCAGGAUGCGACUAUAUUACUGUGCUAGGUGUUGACUUCAUGUCAGAAAAUGUUCGGGCAAUACUUGAUCAAGCAGGAUUUAAUAAGGUUGGCGUUUAUAGAAUGUCCAGUGAACAGAUUGGCUGUUCGUUAGCUGAUGCUGCUUCAAGUUCUGAGUAUACUGAUUUUUUGAGGGAAGCGUCAGGAUCUUUUCCUUCUUUGCAUGUUAUUUACAUCAAUACUUCUCUGGAAACAAAAGCUCAUGCUCAUGAACUUGUUCCUACAAUUACCUGUACCUCUUCUAAUGUUGUUCCAACUAUACUACAGGCAUUUGCCCAAAUACCAGAUCUUAAUGUCUGGUAUGGUCCUGAUUCAUAUAUGGGUGCGAACAUAGCAGAUCUAUUUCAGAGAAUGGCUACCAUGUCAGAUGAAGAAAUCGCAAAAAUACAUCAAGAUCACAACAGGAAAUCUAUAAGUUCAUUAUUGCCACAUCUGCACUACUACCAGGAUGGCAACUGUAUGGUUCAUGACAUGUUUGGCCAUGAGGUUGUGGAGAAAAUAAAGGAACAAUAUUGUGAUGCAUUUCUGACAGCACACUUUGAGGUCCCUGGAGAAAUGUUCUCUUUGGCAAUGGAAGCAAAACCUAGGGGAAUGGGAGUUGUCGGAUCCACUCAGAACAUAUUAGAUUUCAUCAAGGAUCAUCUGAAGGGAGCUCUGGACAGAAAUGUAGAUGAACAUCUUCAGUUUGUCUUAGGAACAGAAUCAGGGAUGAUCACUUCAAUUGUUGCUGCUGUCCGGGAAUUACUUGAUAUGUAUAAUUCUUCUCAGGAGAGAGCAAAUAUUGAAGUAGAAAUUGUGUUCCCAGUUUCAGCAGAUGCUGUUUCUAAGACAUCUAUCAAUGGUUCACAUCAUGCUGGUUCUUCAGUAGCUGGUUUAGACAAUCUUACUGUUGUUCCUGGUGUGAGUUCUGGUGAAGGUUGCUCCAUUAAUGGAGGCUGUGCCUCAUGCCCCUACAUGAAGAUGAAUACCCUGGGGUCACUACUUAAGAUUUGCCGUCAGCUUCCUGAUAAAGAUAACAAAUUAUCUCUAUAUCAAGCAAGCAGAUUUAAUGUUAAGACUCCUCUUGGAAAAUCGGUUGCAGAGGUUGGGUGUGAGCCUAUUUUGCAUAUGAGGCAUUUCCAGGCAACAAAGAGGUUAUCCGACAAACUUGUUCAUCAGGUUGUCCAUGGUAAUGGAGAGAUACCUUCAUGAUAGCCGUUCGGCAAUACUUUUAUUGAUUCUAUCCAGGUGGUUGUGGUGAAUGAGUUCAGUUGUACCUCAACUGAAUGCUAUGUUUAGCUGGCAUAGCCCCAGGGAGUGCACUACCCGAUUUUGUAGUAUAUGGGGUUUUUGUGUUUUUGUAUUUGCCGGUGGAGAGAAAAAUGCCAACGAAUUGCAAGUUAGAUAAUUUGGGCUGACCUAUUGUUCCCGGUCAGGUCCUAUAUGUUCAACAGCUGUUGGGUAAAUUGCUUCAACAAGAUCGCAAAACAAUUCCGUGUGGCGCAUGUAACGGAUAAGGAAUCCUGUACGAAGUAUGGAUCAAGUUGUUAGAUUUGGGCGAGCCGAAACCAAACAGACUGAGAGACAUGACCCGCGGGUCGAGACACCAUGGACUAUUUCUUAUGUUGCUACAUUUGAGAUGAUGAGAAAAAAGACGAAGAUGAUGGCAUUCUGUUAUGGCUACGAAAGUUAGCUUUUACGUUGGAUAAAUUACUGUAGCAUUGUUUCCCUUGUUGCAUUGGAUAAAUUACUGUAUUGUUUUCCUUGCAACCAGAUCUAAUCGAUAUAUAUCAUAUGCAUAAGUUGAUACACAAUA
This is a messenger RNA of Panicum hallii, 2949 nucleotides long. Its product is annotated as quinolinate synthase, chloroplastic-like. Gene Ontology annotation, molecular function: quinolinate synthetase A activity; 4 iron, 4 sulfur cluster binding. Gene Ontology annotation, biological process: 'de novo' NAD+ biosynthetic process from L-aspartate. Bases 198 to 2345 code for a protein of 715 amino acids. NCBI's taxonomy places the organism in Eukaryota, Viridiplantae, Streptophyta, Magnoliopsida, Poales, Poaceae. Gene Ontology annotation, cellular component: chloroplast. The record is from RefSeq and is a predicted model, not a curated record. The transcript is spliced from 7 exons.